This is a messenger RNA of Solanum pennellii, 2633 nucleotides long. Its product is annotated as putative phospholipid:diacylglycerol acyltransferase 2. NCBI's taxonomy places the organism in Eukaryota, Viridiplantae, Streptophyta, Magnoliopsida, Solanales, Solanaceae. The transcript is spliced from 6 exons. Bases 1 to 2130 code for a protein of 709 amino acids. Gene Ontology annotation, cellular component: cytoplasm. Gene Ontology annotation, biological process: lipid metabolic process. The record is from RefSeq and is a predicted model, not a curated record.
AUGGGGUUCUUCCAUUUCUUGAAAACACAGCUUACUACAGCUUUGCAGGUCGAUUUGAGUGCUAUUUCUAACUAUUUAGAAAGUAAAGUUAGAAUCUUUAGUUCAAUUCUUCAAUUUUGUAAGCUCUGUUUUCUUGAACCAUUAAAGCGUUCUUCAGUGGUCACUCAUGAAUCAUUUGACAAGAAACAAGAAAAAGCUGUGUCUGUUUAUGAAAAGCCAAAACACAAGAAAACUAGCAGGGAUGAUAAUGAAUGGAGGUGUAUAGAUAACUGUUUUUGGAUAAUUGGAUUCUUGUGUAUAACUUGGUGGCUACUUUUAUUUCUAUGCAAUUUUUUGCCUGCUAUUUUGCCAGGUUUUAAAUUGGCUGAAUUACCUGGGAGUAGGCUAAAAAAUGAAGGGUUGAAUGCUCAUCACCCUGUUGUUUUGGUGCCUGGGAUUGUAACUGGUGGUCUUGAACUUUGGGAAGGCAAGCCUUGUUCUGAAGGAUUAUUUCGUAAGAGACUUUGGGGUGGUAGCUUUUCUGAAAUAUUCAAGAGGCCAUUAUGUUGGUUGGAGCACCUAUCUUUGGAUAAUGAAACUGGGCUUGAUCCACCGGGAAUUCGAGUACGUGCAGUUACAGGACUAGUAGCAGCUGAUUAUUUUGCUCCUGGCUAUUUUGUUUGGGCUAAUCUUAUUGAAAAUUUGGCAAAGAUUGGUUAUGAACAGAAGAAUAUGUAUAUGGCUUCUUAUGACUGGAGGCUAUCCUUCCAAAAUACAGAGAUCAGAGACCAAUCUCUGAGCAGGCUAAAGAGAAAAAUUGAGCUUUUGUAUGUUACAAAUGGCUACAAGAAAGUGGUGGCAGUGCCUCACUCAAUGGGUGUCAACUAUUUUCUCCACUUCCUUAAAUGGGUUGAAGCACCUACCCCUGUUGGAGGGGGUGGUGGACCAGGUUGGUGUGCCAAGCAUAUCAAAGCAAUCAUGAAUAUCGGUCCGGCAUUUCUUGGAGUACCAAAGGCUGUUGCUAAUAUAUUGUCUGCUGAGGGAAAAGAUGUUGCGUUUAUCAGAGCCAUGGCUCCUGGUCUGUUUAAUUUGGAGACAUUUGGUUUUCAAACAUUUCAACAUGUUAUGAGGGUAUUUCGAACAUGGGACUCUGUCAUUUCAUUGCUACCGAAAGGAGGAGAAACAGUCUGGGGCGAUCUGAAUAGGUCCCCAGAAGAAGAAAAUGUAUGUCAUUCAGCAAAGACACAAUACCUGCAUUACUCUUCAAAGGAGAACAACGGAAAUAAUACCGACCCUCGGAGAAGUAUCCAGGUAAAAGAACUGGCAAAAUAUGGAAGAUUAGUAUCAUUUGGGAAAGUAGCAUCUGAGAUACCUUCUUCACAACUCUCUUUUAUAGAUCCAAAGAAAAUCUUGAACGAAAGCAUGCCCACUUCCAGCACAUCAUGUGAAGACUUCUUGACAGAAUAUAACGGGCUGAGUCGGGAGAGCAUCAAGAGAGUGACUGAAAAUAAAGCUUACACGGCAAGAACUCUAAUAGAUCUUCUCAGGUUUGUAGCACCAAAGACGAUGCAGCGCGCUGAGGUACACUUCUCCCAUGGAUUAGCUGAUAACUUAGAAGACCCAAAGUAUAGUCAUUAUAAGUAUUGGUCAAAUCCACUUGAAACCAUCUUGCCAGAUGCUCCGGAUAUGGAGAUCUUCUGUUCAUAUGGAGUGGGAAUUCCCACUGAAAGAUCAUAUGUCUACAAGAUAUCACCUUCUGACAGAUGCAAGAGCAUUCCUAUUCAGAUUGAUAUCUCUGCAGAUGGAAGCGAUAAUGGUUGCUUGAGUGGUGGAGUAUACUUUGUCGAUGGAGAUGAGAGUGUACCAGUCGUGAGCGCUGGCUUCAUGUGUGCAAAAGGAUGGCGAGGCAAGACACGUUUCAACCCCUCAGGCAUCACUACUUAUAUAAGAGAAUACCAGCACAAGCCAGCAGCUAGUCUGCUAGAGGGGAGAGGCACAGAGAGUGGUGCCCAUGUUGACAUUCUGGGGAACUUUGCCUUGAUAGAAGAUGUUCUACGAGUUGCUGCUGGUGCCUCAGGUACAGAGUUAGGUGGUGAUAGAGUUUAUUCGGGUAUAAUGGAAAUGUCAGAACAGAUAGAUAUUCAGCUAUGACAUCAAAGAUAUUUUGAUACAUGGAUGAAGAACAAAGUAAAGGUCAGAGGAAAGAGUUAAAAAGAUGUGGGGUGUAAAUAUGAGUACAGUAGUGUUGUUACCAGAACUGCGGAACACAAUUCCGGAGAGGACUUGAAUGACUUGAGACACAGCCCCACGAAAGAAACACCGCAAAAUCAAGUUGGUAACUGGGGCACCGUCUGCAUUGAUUGUAAGUUUCUAACUCAAAAGAGUAGCAUUUCUGACUUAUGUAAAAUCUAAUUCUCAAAUUUCUAUAACCAAGUCGAGUUAAACUCUGGUCGCCUUAAAUUAUUUAGGUCUGAGGGGCGUUGCUGAGUGUCGCAACUUAUGCAAAUUUCUGUUACGGAUUUCAUUGACCUCAACUUAGUAACAUUUGCUGGGGCGUCACUUGUGAAAUUUAAAAUUCUGUUUAGCUAAGAACUACAAAAGCAGAGAAGAAAUAGAUGUUUGAAUAUCACUUCAAACGUUAACUGCUGAAGAAA